Rubroshorea leprosula is the source of this 2160-nucleotide messenger RNA. The record is from the annotation of a GenBank genome assembly. NCBI's taxonomy places the organism in Eukaryota, Viridiplantae, Streptophyta, Magnoliopsida, Malvales, Dipterocarpaceae.
CUCCUUCUUAGGUGCUUUAUUUCUCUUCUUAGCUCUCUCCUGAAGUUCUGCAGGGGAAAAAGGAAAUGUCAGUCCUUGUGGUGACGAGUUUAGGGGACAUAGUCGUGGAUUUGUAUACGGACAAGUGUCCAUUGACCUGCAAGAAUUUUUUGAAGCUCUGCAAGAUUAAGUAUUAUAAUGGCUGCCUCUUUCACACGGUUCAGAAGGAUUUCACUGCCCAGACUGGGGACCCGAGUGGAACUGGGUCCGGUGGUGAUUCAGUGUACAAGUUUCUCUAUGGUGAUCAAGCUCGAUUUUUCAGUGAUGAGAUUCAUCAUGAUUUAAAGCAUUCUAAGACGGGCACUGUUGCAAUGGCUAGUGCUGGAGAGAAUCUUAAUGCUUCCCAGUUCUAUUUCACACUUCGGAAUGAUCUAGACUACCUUGAUGGGAAGCACACAGUUUUUGGGGAGGUUGCUGAAGGGCUUGAAACUUUGACUAGGAUAAAUGAAGCUUUUGUUGACGAGAAGAAUAGACCAUAUAAAAAUAUCCGCAUCAGGCACACAUACAUAUUAGAGGAUCCUUUUGAUGAUCCUUCUCAGUUAGCUGAGUUGAUUCCUGAAGCUUCCCCAGAAGGAAAACCUAAAGAUGAGGUUGAGGAUGAGGUUCGGCUUGAAGAUGAUUGGGUUCCCAUGGAUGAGCAAUUAACUCCUGCACAGCUUGAGGAAGUUCUUAGAUCAAAAGAUGCACAUUCUAGUGCAGUUGUACUUGAAAGUAUUGGAGACAUUCCUGAUGCUGAAAUAAAGCCUCCUGAUAAUGUGCUUUUUGUUUGUAAACUUAAUCCAGUCACUGAAGAUGAGGACUUGCAUACUAUCUUUUCACGUUUUGGAACUGUGAUCUCGGCUGAGAUAAUCCGUGAUUACAAGACUGGGGACAGUUUAUGCUAUGCUUUCAUAGAAUUUGAGACCAGAGAGGCAUGUGAACAAGCCUAUUUCAAGAUGGAUAAUGUCUUGAUUGAUGAUAGAAGGAUACAUGUGGAUUUUAGUCAAAGUGUUGCAAAACUUUGGUCCCAGUACAGGCGCAAGGAUUUCCAAACGGGCAAAGGUAGGGGUUGCUUCAAAUGUGGUGCCCUUGAUCACGUUGCCAGGGAUUGUACUGAGGGUCCAGGCAAAUUGCAGUCUUCAAAAUACAUCUUAAAGGAUGAUAACACACAGCAUGGUGGAGACAGUAACUCAAGGUAUGAGAUGGUAUUUGAUGAAGACACUCCUGAUAGUCCAAGGCGAGAAAAGAGGCAGCGUCAACAUGAUCAUGAUGAACGUGAGGGUAGACACAAAAUGAGUGGGCGUGGUUCUGAUGACUUAAGAGAUAGGGAUGAAGAGAAGAAAGAAUUAACUAACCGGCACAGGCAGAGAGACCGAGGUUCAGAAUACAGAGAAGAUGGGAAUCGGCCUAGUGCUAGAAGAGAUGAAAGCUAUCUUAAAGAACGGAAUAAUGGAGAAAGGCAGGUGGAAAGACAAAGAGAAAGAGAUGAGCCAAACUACAGAAAGAAAAGUGGAGAUACUGCUGGUGGAGACAGGAGGGAUCAUGGGGAUCUCAGAAGAAGCGGAGAUCAUUACAACCAUGCAGACAGGAGAGAUGGAGAUUACAAGAGAAGAAAAGAAGGUAAUGCAGACAAGAAAGAUGAGGGAGAUUACAGGAAGAGAAGUGAUAAUGAUGAUAUCCAAAGGGAUAGUAGGGGUGAGAGAGAUUAUAGGAGUGAGAGACGGGAUGAAAAGAACGAGACAUAUAGGAAAAGUGGUGCUGUUGAACACGGUUAUAAAGACAGGAGGGAAGAUCGAUCACACAAGCAUAGACAGGUAGAACGUGAAGAUGACCGUGAUCGAGGUAGAAGGCACCGAGAUUAUGAUCGUGAGCUAGAUACAAGGCACCGAGGUGAUUAUGACCGGGAGCAAGAUGCAAGGCACCGAGGUGACAGAAAGAGAUGAAGUUCCAAGGAGCAUGAGGGCUUGAUCAAAUGCUACUGUUAGCCUGGAAUCUGUUUUACAGACCCAAAAAUAUCUUUUAGAAUGCAAUUCAGUUUGUGAUCUUGGUUGUAGUUUCAAAAUAUUUCUGUUUCAAAUUUCCUCUUUCGUCACUUUUUUUUUUUUAAGUACAUCAGAUUCAUAAUAACUUCUAAUCCAGAGU